Molecule: messenger RNA, 1232 nt
Organism: Colossoma macropomum (tambaqui)
Lineage: Eukaryota; Metazoa; Chordata; Actinopteri; Characiformes; Serrasalmidae
Product: C-type lectin domain family 4 member C-like
Exons: 6
Coding region: 113-967 (284 amino acids)
Source: RefSeq, a predicted model, not a curated record
CCACGCAACCACAUUCAGGGCAGAGGCUAAGCGUGCUAAUCACAUCCAGGCUGUGAGUUCAAAAGCAAAGUUCCUCUGGGUGUUGGAGCACUUCAAGUCAGUGAAUUUAGACAUGGACAUUCAAAAUGAACCCGUUCAUGCUUACCAAAAUGUAGAGGCAUUACACAAAAGCUCUCGCUCAAACGCAAGACAUGGUCAACACAGAGCGCUCAGGCUGGCUGCCCUGUGCAUUGGUGUGAUGUGUAUUCUUCAGGCGACGCUCAAUAUUGUCCUGAGACUAUACUUUACCUUUCAGGUGGACACAAGCCUGUUAUAUACUGGCUGCAACAAUCAGUCUGUAGAGAGAGACCAGUUACAGACCUGUUACAACAACCUGGCUAAAGAGAGAGACCAAUUACAGACCAGUAAUACCCACCUGGCUAAAGAGAGAGACCAAUUACAGACCAGUAAUACCCACCUGGCUAAAGAGAGAGACCAAUUACAGACCAGUAACACCAACCUGGCUAAAGGGAGAGAUGCACUCCAGAGGAAACUUUCUGACCUGGAUGAAAACAUUAACAAGGUGGGAUGGAUCUACUUCAGCUCCAGUAUUUACUACAUGUCUACUGAGAAGAGGAGCUGGACUGAGAGCAGACAGGACUGCAAUAGUAAAGGAGCAGACCUGGUGAUCAUAAACAGCAGAAAGGAACAGGAGUUUGUUGAAAUGAUCAGGAGAGGUCAGGAAGCUUGGAUUGGCCUGAGUGACAUUAGCAAAGAAAACGGCUGGAAGUGGGUGGACGGCUCGACACUGACCACCAGAUUCUGGUGUAGCAGGGAACCCAAUAAUUAUGAAGGGAACGAGGACUGUGUUAUAACCGGCUAUGCUCCACAAGAUGGACGACCCAUAACAGAUAUAUUAAAUACAUGGAAUGAUUUUACAUGCUCUGUCCAAUUCAGUUGGAUAUGUGAGAAGAAAGUUUCCAUAUAGAGGGAGCAGCAUUACUUAACUUACUGUAUCAAUCAAACAUACAAUGUUUUCGCUGGACUUCUUUCAAAAUAUGACAUGUUUUUAAUCACGUGUGUCCACUAAAGUGCUGAUGAUGCCUGGUGAGCAUUGUGAUGAAUUAUUCUCAGAUUCUGCGAAUGAAUCUCAAAUAGUGAUCUAACUAACAUAUUCUGUAACUGUAUGCUACAUGGUGGUGGUGUAUAUGUAUUUUAAUUUUUGGUUCAAAAUAAAUUUGUUUUAUGUUUUA